GGACAGCAGCACUUCUGAAAUGGAGAGUCCAUGACAUCUGGAUGUCCCUAUCAGAUACAGAUAAACAGACAGUCGUGUACUGACACCUAGUGGACAGGCCAGAUCUCUACAGUCAUCUGAACAUGGUGAACAAAUGGAAAGCAGUUUCCAUAGGUUGUCACCAGUCGGAGAUGUGAAACAUGUUAAAGGAGAAUACCAGAAAAGUCUGUAUUGAGUGGAUGGACAGCAGCAACUCUGAAAUGGAGAGUCCAUGACAUCUGGAUGUCCCUAUCAGAUACAGAUAAACAGACAGUCGUGUACUGACACCUAGUGGACAGGCCAGAUCUCUACAGUCAUCUGAACAUGGUGAACAAAUGGAAAGCAGGGAAUCGGAUCAAUCAGGCAGAGAUUCACAGGAGAUCCUCAGGAGAACAGCUGUCACGUCACCCGAAGUCACCCGGAGUCAGACCCGAAGACUUGGGAGGUUAACUAAUCGUUUCUCUAUGGGGCUGUCACGGGAUGAACGAAUGACUCAGAUCUGAACCCAAGCACUCAAGGGAUUUACAAGCUCAAGUGGAAGCUGAAAAAGAGCAACCUGAGAGGAAAACACACAAGACGGUCUGAACGCCGCCCAUUCACCCUUCAAAAGACAAGCUAUCAAGGUUGACACCGAAACUCUUAACCUGAGAAGAUGGGGAAAUUAUGGAAUUAUCAAUAGUGACUACAUGCAUUUGUUCUACAGAAAAGAGCAGAUCGACAUUCUGCAAAAUAUGUUCCACAGAGGAAAGAAAGUCACGUGUUUGGAUCAUGGACAUGAUGUUGAGUUACAUUUCCAUACAGUUCCUUGCAAAUCUGCUAGGUUUAGCCGGUGUGAUUGAGUCAUGAGGCUCUCAGAAGGUCUGCCCGUGUCAGCGUGUUACACACCCGUCUACAACACUGUCAGCUUGAUGUCACAUCUGCUCUGUGAGGCUUUGAUUGAGUGACGACAAGCGCUUGAACUACAAGAGACAGAGCAGAACUCAAGACAAACACAUCAGCAGGAGCUUGUUCCUACACCUCUGUUCUGAAGGAUGAAAGCAGGCUUUGACGGGCGACGGGAGUGUUGGUCGUACCUCAGCCUCGAGUCAUGCAGAUGUUUCAGGUCCAGGCAGGAUGAAGCAAGAGGGGACAGAGCUUUGUGAGAGUGAUGGUCCGUGUCUACAGGACUGCAGUGAGGACAGUGUCACCGUGACUGAUGGCAGGAGCUCUGAGACAGGCUGUGUUGGAGCUAGUGGAGCGUGUAAUGAACGCUAACUCACUCUCCACGGUUUCCUCUUCCUUCACAUCCCUGUACAGUUCUCCUGGGCCAGCUUGUCUCCUUUAGUGUGACCUUGUGACCAGUGAUGUGGUGGGCUCACCGUGACACUUCCAUGCUGGUGGGUGUCAGCAGUGAUGAUGGUUGGCCUUCAGUCCCAGAUGGCUUCCAUAUGGUUGAACACACCUUUAGCUUCGUGAUUGAUACCUUCCCCGCUAAGCACCCUCACGGUAAUGCGUGUCAGAGCGGACUGGUGCCAGCGCUGGUACGAGCUCCUCUGCCCACUGUGCCGCCCUCUCUGGGUAUGAAGCACUUCCUUCCCUUCCCUCUGGACAGCGGCUCCACACUCAGCCUCUUUCCCAGCUUCAGCAGCAUGGACCCGGUUCAGAAAGCUGUUUUACGUCACACGUUCAGCGCUUCGGCCUCGUCUAAAAGGAAAGCUGUCUCGUGCGGCGUGUGCCAGCUGAGGUUUAACUCGCAGAGCCAGGCAUUGGCCCACUACAAAGGCACCAAACACGCCAAGAAGCUGAAAUCCUUGGACGCGCCGAAAUGCCUCAAACACAAGAGCUCCCUGGUCACCAGGGAAAAUACCAACAAGGAGCCUCCGAAGGGCCUCUCUCCCCCGACGGCGGCCGGAAACACUGACAGAAAAGGUGGUAGUCCUGGAGCGCCCGUGGCCCCUUCAUCGCCCUCUUCUGCCCCGGUGUCCGGCCCCAGCGCAGACCCCACAGAGCCAGAGUCUACCUCAGGGUCAGGAGGGGAGGACGGCCGCUCCAUCACGCCCAACCCGCCUGAACCGGAGGAGAACGACACCGGAACAAAUCCAGAGACAGAGGACGAGAAAGCCCUGCGUCUGCUCUACUGCUCCCUCUGCAAGGUGGCCGUCAACUCGGCGUCACAGCUUGACGCGCAUAACAGCGGCACCAAACACAAAACUAUGCUGGAGGCUCGGAGUGGGAUCGGCUCCAUCAAAUCCUUCCCGAGGACUGGGCUGAAAAGCAAGCUGGCUACACCCACUAAAGCAGACACGGGCCUGCAGAACAAGACAUUCCACUGUGAAACCUGCGACGUGCGCGUCAAUUCAGAGACGCAGCUCAAGCAGCACAUCAGCAGCAGACGCCAUAAAGACAGAGCUGCAGGGAAACCAGCCAAGCCCAAGUUCAGUCCUUACACCAAAACCCAAAGAGGACCCACCAAACAGACACAGGUGAAGAUGGCAGUCGGUAAAGAUCUCUGCCCACCGCUGACUGCCAGAAUAAUGCCGUCCCACCUGGCAGCUGUCGCCGCCGCCGUUGGCUCCGCCUUUCAGCUGCGUGCCUGCCAUAACCCCGCCCUCUUUCAGACUCAGUCCCUCCCCACUGCGCUGCUCCGCCCUGCUCCGGGGCCAAUCAGGACUGCUCACACACCUGUACUGUUUGCCCCUUAUUGACCUUUGAACUUUGAUCAUUAACCCCCAUCACCUCACACUGGGCACGCAGCCCAGAUCUAAUGCGCAGUAUCGCAAUAAUUUAAAAACAAAACACAAACCAGGUAACUAUGCAUCGUCAUUUACAUAUGACAUACUGAUGUUAAGCUAUAAAUGUACCGGUGAAGAUUUGAUUUUUGAUGAUAUUUCAUCAUCUUCAUCAUCGCUUAUGAGUACAAGAUUGAUUUGUAAAUUUAAGAUGAGUUUGGGAACAUGAAAAGUUGUAUUUCUCUGCUGUUUUGCACUUUAAGCUUUUCUGUUGUUGAUUUCAGUGCUUUAGACGACUAGAUCUCUUCCUGUUCCAGCUGUUGUUGUGCUGUAACCUGGUCUUCAGUGCUUAAUUUGUCAACGGACCCUUCUCACAUUUCCAGGACUCUCAAAAGUGGAAGUGGAAGAGUGUUUCAAAAGAGAGGAAAAAAUAUUGAGAGAUUAAUUAAGUUGUUUAGAAGAGAAAAAGAUGUCAAAUUUGUCAUAAUUUGUGUUAGAAACCCUCAUGCAGCAGCGAUAACUAGUCUACAGUCUUUAAUGCCAAGGUAAUGUAACAUAAUAUUGUUUAAAAAUGAAAAUAUUAAAAAAAAAAACUGAAAAGGGUCCUUUAAGAAGUCACAGAAUGAUGGAUUUGGCAUGUUUUGGACUUUGGAAGUUUCAGCCAAUCAUCUGAGCUGUAAAUAACCAUGUGACUGAGCAUGCUAGAGCAGGAAAACAAUUUCAUGUUAAUUCUGAUUGGCUGCUGACGUCAAAGACAGAAAAAGUCAGUUUCACACUUUCAAAAACUGGUCACUAGUACUAAAAUAGAUUACAGUCCAAUUCCAGAGAUUCCAGAUCCAGCUUUUUCCGAUACAAAUUAAGCCCUGUUGUACCAGUUUGUGAGUGUGUGUGUGUGUGUGUACAGCAGAAUGUGAGGGAAAGAUAAGUGGGUGAUUUCCAAAGUAAAAUGCUGCUGAUUCAUGUCAAAGCAAGGUUAAAAAAUAUAGUGGGAUGUUUGCAAAACAGAUGAAUAUGUAAAUUUGUAGGAGUGUGUUUGCGUGUGUGUUUGUAUGUGGCCGUGAGUUAACGGGCUUUUCACCUGAAGCCAUCCCUGGAAACAUCUCAUGAAUAUUACAUGAGCUACUGGGGCCACAAAGCUUGUCUGUCUCUUCUUGCAAUGUGAAAACCGACAAACAGUUUCAAAUAAAGAAUCCUGCUUUGUUAAA
Molecule: messenger RNA, 3931 nt
Organism: Ctenopharyngodon idella (grass carp)
Lineage: Eukaryota; Metazoa; Chordata; Actinopteri; Cypriniformes; Xenocyprididae
Gene: znf385d
Product: zinc finger protein 385D
Cellular component (GO): nucleus
Molecular function (GO): zinc ion binding; nucleic acid binding
Source: RefSeq, a predicted model, not a curated record